AUGAAGGUUGCUGUAGCGGGGACUGCCGGGUUAGCUCAACAUAUUACUAGAGCAGUAGCGGAAGAGGGGCACGAAGUUUUUAUGCUCUCCAGAUUUGUAGUACCCUUUCUUUCUUCACACCAAGAUUCUGGGCCUGACUAAAUCUUCAAACCAGCAACGGCCACAACUAGCAGAAAAUGGGUUUCGGGUGAUCCAGGUUGACUAUUUCAAUCCAGCUUCUCUGCACUCUGCUCUCAUCGGCGUUGAUACUGUCAUAUCGACAGUAUCGGGCGCACCUCAGCUCGCCCUCAUAGAUUCUUGCCUCACCGCCUGCGUCCGUCGAUUUGCCCCGGCGGAAUUUGAGGGUGUUCCUUAUGAACGCCCAAUGAUCGAGCAGGGAAGGAAAAAGAUAGACACCCUCAACCGGCUUCGCGAGGUCAAAGAGAGGUUGCAAUCAACUGCCUUUUGUUGCGGAAUAUUUUACGAAUGGUUCGGACCAGGCGGGCUCUCCAGAUCCGGAGUGAGUGCCGGAACCAUUCUCGAGACAACGCCUACCAGUAGGGUCUUCGUUGGAGAUGAAGCGUGUUACAUGUUGGAUUUUAGAAAUGAGAGGGCCACCAUCCCCGCCUAUAGCGAGAAGGGGAGUGAUGUUUAUGCUUGCUUUACUGCUGCAGCAGACGUGGGGAGCUUCGUGGCAAAAUGCUUAAGCAUGGAGGCCUGGCCAGAGCAGCUCAGGAUGCGUGGUGAAAGACUUAAGCUGCUCGAUUUUGUCAGAAUAGCUGAAGCUGUCAAGGGUAAGAUUGACGUAUCCCAUCUUUGAAAUGCUGGCCGGCCGAAGCUGACUUCAAAGAGAAGACCGUGUCUUCAGCGUCACAAUCAUAGAUAGCGAGGAGCUUCACGAGCAAGCCAUCGACGCCGAAGAAGCGGAAGACUGGGAGAAAGUCUCGAAACUCGAGGCAUUGAUUGCCGCACAAAGAGGCGAGCUAGACUUUCUAGGAGCAAACGCGAACGACUGCCUCCCCGAGGUGAAAACCCUGAGCUUCAAACAGUGGCUGUCGAAAGCUUGGGCUCAAGAGGCUUGAAAACUAGGGGCAGAGCACCUUUAUCUAUCAUUCAUCCUCCUCAUUUCAAAUCUUCCCCCUUCCAUUGGAUUGCCCAUGACACAGAAAGAUCCCAGCAGGCGGUUCCAACCAGAUGAGUCAAUAGUAAAGGCCGCUGCAGGACAGUGGAGACGUACCAUGUUUUUCUCCCGUGCUCUCUUUCACUUUCUCUUUUCUUUCCCCCCCCCUCCUCCCUUUCUCACACUUUAUUUCCUUGCUCAAACUUGUUUUACGCCAUUGCAUUAGCCCAAUACAAGCAUUUCCCCCAUCGG
This is a messenger RNA of Tuber aestivum (summer truffle), 1351 nucleotides long. NCBI's taxonomy places the organism in Eukaryota, Fungi, Ascomycota, Pezizomycetes, Pezizales, Tuberaceae. The record is from the annotation of a GenBank genome assembly.